Molecule: messenger RNA, 2621 nt
Organism: Vespula pensylvanica (western yellowjacket)
Lineage: Eukaryota; Metazoa; Arthropoda; Insecta; Hymenoptera; Vespidae
Gene: myd
Product: 45 kDa calcium-binding protein
Exons: 4
Coding region: 583-1683 (366 amino acids)
Biological process (GO): calcium-ion regulated exocytosis
Cellular component (GO): endoplasmic reticulum
Molecular function (GO): calcium ion binding
Source: RefSeq, a predicted model, not a curated record
GAACGUUUGACCCGCCUGGUGGCGUACGAAUGGAGUCUUCGUCCUAAAGUCGUGUCGUACGCUCGACGAGAGAACGCUCGGGCGGAAUAAGUGUCUCUCGUCGAAUCCGUCGGUUCGAGGGAAAAAAAGAAAGAGAACGACUCGUCGUCCAUCGCGUUUCUCAUUAAGCGACUCGUCGUCUCGCGAUUCGGUCUGCUGCAUCCUUGACGGUUGAAUGCUCCGAGCGUUUUCCAGCGAAUCCAUAUGCGAUCGUGACAUCGUACGAACGAACCAACGAACGCGAACGAUACCUCCUCUUUUAUUACUUUACUUCUUUCGUAAAUAAGUGAACAAAGUGUUUGCUAUUGCGAUUCGUGGGAGCUUGGAAACGAUCGUGAGUCGGCUCAAACGAGAGAGCGCUCGACGUUCUUUAGAAAGUCUUUCUAAAGAUAGUAGGUACCAGUCACGGAUAUCAAGUUUCCAUUAACUGCGAUGAAUCGAACCGACAUCGUAAGUAGACGUCUUGGCGAGUAGACGGAAGCUGCUUAGCUCCAUACUACGUACUCUCGUCCAGCGAAUGUACCUUCGUAGAAUGUCAAAGGAAUGAUUUGUCGGCUUGAUAAUCUAUCAUGGCUAAGGCUCUUACGAUGGACCAUCUUGGUACCACUCGUCAUAUAUGUCUCCCUUUUAAUCGUCUGGUACAAGAAAAACUUACCUCUAAGGAGCCGGGUCUCCAUCCCUAGUAACGACGACAAGGACAAGGAAGAUUCCGCGAUCGAGAGCCUAUUUUUCGAACUGGAGGUCGCGACGAUCGGAAAGAAGGAACGAGAACGUUACGAGAACAUUGGCCUCAACUGGGUGGAGGAAGAGAGUAUAAGGGAGCUCGGGGAUCCGGAGAAUCGCAUGGAUCCGAAAAAUUUGUUGGAGGAUAUCUUUCAAAGGGCUGACAUCGACGAGAAUCAAUUGUUGGACAUCCAAGAGCUCGCUAAAUGGAUUCACGUUAAGAUCACGGCACACGUUCAUCGCGCUAUGAGAGAUAACGUCGGUCUCUUCACUGCCGUCGACAAUAAUCCAAGAAAUGGCGAAAUUUCCUGGGAGGAAUACCACGCGUACUUUUUACGAUUGCACGGUUUCCCGGAGAGUUACGUUCGCUCGCACGAUAAGAGGCACAGGGAGAUGCCGAGAACGUUGAAGGAGAGCAUCAUGAGGGACAGAGCGAGAUGGACCGAUGCGGCGAGAAACGAUCCGGAGAAGUUGACGUUGGACGAGUUUUUGGCCUUUACUCAUCCGGAAAGUAGUCACAGGGCGCUUUUGCAAAUGGUGGAGGAUCUCUUUGAGAAAUUUGAUCGCGACGGCGACGAGCAACUGACGGAGGACGAAUUUUCGGAUUUGCCGUCCGAAAGUGUCGGUUUGGAAUUCAACGAAGAUCGGCAUCAAACCGUCGGAGGUAGCGUCGACAGGCGAAAGGAGUUUCGUCAGCUCAUCGACAAAAAUAAAAAUGGGAAGGCAGAUCGUACCGAACUCUUGACGUAUAUCGAUCCACGGAAUCCAAGGCACGCUAUUCAAGAGGCCCAACAUCUGAUCACUCUCUCGGAUAUAAAUCACGACGGGAAAUUAAAUCUCCCGGAAGUUUUGAGCAAGAUGGAUCUCUUCUUAUGCAGUAAAAUGGUCGACACCGAGAAAAGCUUCCACGACGAAUUCUGAUCGAUCGGGAAAUGCGUAAUAUAAGCGAUAUAUUAUUAUAUAUUCAAAAAGACAAUACUCUUUUCUAGUCUUUACGCCGGAUUACCGAUUAGAUUUCUGACAACGUGUCUGUGAUAGUCCUUUCAACAUAGAAUAUCAUUUCGAUCAACGUAGCUACGUUAUUAAGAUUCACUAUAUUCUAUAAAUACGAUAUCGCGUCGGUAACAGAAGGAUACUCACCGUGUUGGAUCGAUUCCAUACGAUUGCUCGUUUCGACGAAUAUAUCAACCAGUCGAAUAGUUUUGGCAUUAACAUUCAACGGUAAGAAAUCGAUAAGUCCGUCCUCGUAUAACUUUCUAUGUACAAUUUUGUGUUCCUUCGAGCUUGCGAUUGCGAAUUUUUUGGUUUGUUAGAAAAUAACGAAGAACAUCUACCUUUCUAAAAAGGUACACAUAUCGUAGAGGUGUGUGUGUGUAUGUACACACAGAUAUAGAACGGUUCCUAUGUCUUAUUCACUUUUGUGUCUUUCGGUCGCAAUAAAAUCAUUUUUUGAAAUAUAUGGAGGUACGUGCAUUUUCAAACGAAUAUCAUUUCUCACCUUUCGUCAUAUUUUGGAUUUGGAGACAAAAAUGAAUCAAGCUUUUUAUGUUUCCACGGCUUUUUCAUAUUUUUAUUAACAAUCGACAAGUAUCUAUUUUACAUAGACUCGAGAAACGAAUAAUAUCUAUCAUUUCUUAAUGGCUUGAACGCGCGAACACAAACUAUUUCGAUAAAAAUUUCUAAUAGCAUGCGUGAUCUCUAAUUUGCCUAAUGUAUAACUAGGUACGCACCAGUAGCGAGAGAGAAGACGAAGAGGACGAGUAUAUUGUGUCGUAUCGCGUAUGGACGCAGGAUUUCUUUACCGAAUAUAUAAAUUCCCAUGUACUAUGCAAAGCAAUAAAUUUCUUAUUUCUCAUGUA